UUCAUUGCAAGUGUGCAAUAUCACGAAAUGGGGCUACGUCGAUCGGUGGAUGCCGAAAAUUUCCCAUUCAAAUCGGUUCUUAAUCAGUUUUUGGGUGCCAUUGCCGUUAAUAUCAUCACAAUCAGCCAUGGUGCAGCCAUCGGAUGGGUGUCACCGUUUUUGCCCUAUCUUCAGUCUAGCGAAACACAUCUGACAUCUGGUGCGGUGAGCAUCGAACAAGCAUCCUGGAUAGGAUCCCUUCUGUGCAUCGGUGGAUUAAUUGGUGCACCGUCGUUCGGACUGCUGGCUGAUCGGUUUGGUAAAAAAGUGGGUCUGCAGCUGAUUGUACUCCCGCAUGUGGCUUUCUGGCUAUGCAUUCUGUUCGGACAGAACGUUUACUUCAUCUACCUCGGUCGGAUACUAGCCGGCAGCGGUGGAGGCGGAAUUUUCCGUGCCAUCCCUCUCUACAUCGCAGACAUUGCUCACUGCAAACUACGUGGGAUGUUGGGCUCGAUUCUGGUCAUUUCACUCAACAUCGGAAUUCUGUUGGGAUUUGUGCUGGGACACUUUCUGUCGUUCUUCACCGUGCCGGUCGUGAUGCUUGCGGGUCCGGGACUUUUUAUCGUCUGUACCUGUUUCCUACCGGAAACGCCCUACUGUUUGCUGAAACAGAAUCGAAACGAAAACGCCGAACGAUCCUUGAUGUUCUAUCGGGGAAUUAGGGGACACUUUCAGAAGACUACUGACUUUACGAAAGAAUUUGAGCAGCUGAAAAAAGUGGUGCAAAACGAAAGAGCAUCAACCGACCAACACAGGCUUACGUGGAAAGAUAUCUUUAACAUCAUCUCGUUAGCGCAAGGCACGGCCAUCGGAUGGCUAUCGCCGUUUCUUCCGCUGCUAGUUUCCGCUGAUGCUCCCCUGCAUACUGGUCCCGUAACGGAUGUUCAAGCUACGUGGAUAGCUUCGCUGCUCUGCGUAGGUGCCAUCUUCGGAACCGUUCUUUUCGGAUGGUCAGCGGACAAAUUUGGCCGGAAAUUUUCCCUCUGCAUUGCAGCCAUUCCGUUGAUCGGAUUUUGGGCAUGCAUCGCCUUCGGAGGUUACGUGGAAAUACUGUAUCUUGGACGACUGCUGGCAGGUUUGGGCGCUGCAGGAGUUUUCCUCCUUGUGCCUCUCUACGUUACCGAAAUAGCUGAAGACAGCAUAAGAGGCUCUCUUGGAUCUUUCUUCAUCCUGUUCAUCAAUCUGGGCACGUUUGUGUCAUUUGUUGUUGGAAGCUAUCUAUCCUACCAUAUUACUUCAUACAUCCUCAUCGUAUUGCCGAUCGUAUUCUUGCUUUGUUUCAUCAAUUUCCCGGAGACUCCACAGCAUUUGAUUCGCUGCAACAAAAUCGAGGCUGCUGAAUGUUCCCUGAAGUAUCUCCGCGGGUACACAACCUCUCCGGAGCACGUGGAAAUGCUGAAGAGUGAAAUGAUCACCAUGAUCAAUCAGGUUUACCCGAAUGGAAAGGACGACAGCGAGGAGUUGUCGAUUCAGUUGGCAGAUUUCGCUCCAUUUGCCACCAAGAAAGCCCUUCUAAUCGGAAUGGUGCUGGUUACGUUGAAUCAGUUCUCCGGAUGCUUUGCUCUUAUCAAUUACACGGCCAACAUCUUUGCCGAAGCCGGAUCAGACCUAGAUCCCAACAUGGCGGCGAUCAUUGUUGGAGGAAUUCAGAUAAUUGGCUCAUACGUCUCCACGCUGGUGGUAGAUCGAUUCCAGCGAAAGGUGCUUUACAUCGCUACUGCAUUCGGUUCAGCAAUCGGCUUAUUUGCCAUGGGAGUUCACGCCUACCUGAAGGUGUCCGGAUACGACGUCAGUGCAAUUAACUGGAUUCCGGUGGCCAGUUUGUCGUUUGUGAUAUUCAUUGCUGCUUGCGGUAUUCUCCCGUUGACCUUUGUGAUUCUGUCAGAGAUCUUACCGCAGAAGCUUCGAAGCUUUGGGGGAUCCCUGUGUACCACGUUCCUAUGGGUGGUGAGCUUCAUUGUGAUAAAAUACUUCCCGGUGAUGGUGGAAGUGCUAGGGAUGCAUGGCUGCAUGUGGACCUUUGCCGGAUGUUGCCUGUUUGGAGUGUUCUUCAAUGCACUGUUCAUACCGGAAACGCGUGGCAAGAGCAUCGAGGAAAUUACGCUUGCCAUGGAGGGUAGGAGCAAGAACUGAUAGACGGUGCGGCAUUGAGGAAUAAAUGUAUUUGUAUAUAUGUACGUGCUUUUGAUUGAGUGCCAUUGUACGGUUGUAAAACUACAAUAGUCCGUGAUGAUUUAGUCUGCUAGAGUAAUUAUGUAGAGAGUGAUGAGUGAUUGAUGGUUUAUUUAAGCGAUUGAAACAUAAUGUUUCGUAGUUGAUUGAUUUUCUCUCAUUAGCUUUACUUAGAAUAUGGUAUAUUUUUUUCUAAUUUAUCUCAACGAGUUGUGAUUGAUGUGAUUAAGCUAGUUCACUUUCUAGA
Molecule: messenger RNA, 2458 nt
Organism: Ochlerotatus camptorhynchus
Lineage: Eukaryota; Metazoa; Arthropoda; Insecta; Diptera; Culicidae
Product: facilitated trehalose transporter Tret1-like
Exons: 7
Coding region: 28-2172 (714 amino acids)
Biological process (GO): transmembrane transport; carbohydrate transport
Cellular component (GO): membrane
Molecular function (GO): sugar transmembrane transporter activity
Source: RefSeq, a predicted model, not a curated record